UCAGGCAUCUUCAAUAUGAGAGCUCUGAUACCUGUUCUAUUCGUUUCCUUCGUGUGCUUCGCCUCGGCGAAAUAUGAGGGGUACCAAGUCUGGAGGAUUAAACCAACGACGGAGAAUCAAAUGAGAUGGCUGAGUUACAUCGAAGAAAAUAUGGGCGAAGAGUUUGACUUUUGGACCGGCGUUACGAGAAUUCCCGGCCACCCUGUUGACGUAAUGGUACAGCCCAACAGUCAGGACACUCUACGCAUGCUCCUGAAGCAGGAGAAGUUGGACUUUGACAUUAUGAUUGAUGACGUCAACACACUGGUAUCCAAUCAAAUGGCUGAGAUUCUUGCGAGGCAAGAAGGAGAGCAGUCCAUUGGUACACGUUUAGCCAACUUUGACUACAAUGUUUAUCACACUUAUGAAGAGAUCCAGGAGUGGGUUGAUUACAUGGUAGAUAAAUACAGCGCGACCCUGCAGAUUUCUUCAUUCCUGCUCGGAAACUCCUACGAAGGACGAACCAUCCAAGGCAUAAAGAUUCGAGGAGCUGGAAGCCAAUCAACAAACCCUCCAGCUGUCUGGUUUGAGGGUGGUAUUCAUGCUCGAGAAUGGGUUUCACCAGCUACUGUCAUGGGAUUCACUCAGAAGGUAGAUAAAGAAGAUAGGGUUGGUAUUCACGCUCGAGAAUGGGUCUCACCAGCUACUGUCAUGGGAUUCACUCAAAAGCUUAUUGACGAAUAUGAAGAAGGGGAUCCGCUUGUCCAAAGGAUGUUUGACAAUAUCGACUGGUACAUCGUCCCUUCUCUGAAUGUUGACGGGUACCAUCAUACGUGGACCCAGGACCGUAUGUGGCGCAAGACUCGAUCACCAAACAAAGCAUCAGUCUGCAAAGGAACGGACCCUAACAGAAACUGGCCCUAUGAGUGGGGAGGCGUAGGAGCUAGCAGUUCCCCAUGCUCUGAAACCUACCGCGGGUCUCAGGCUCUCUCCGAGGUCGAAGUGGCAAACGUCGUCAACUUCUUACGGGAGAGGAAGGCGGAGGGACAGGACUUCCUGGUGUUCAUUGACUGGCACAGUUACUCGCAGCUGAUCAUCGCACCGUGGUCGUAUCUCGAGUCUAAUGCUCGCACCGAACACUACGAUGAACAGAUGGCGAUGGCUGCAGCAAUGGCCGACGCCAUUAGAGACACACAUGGAAAACGGUACGAUCAUGGAGUUGGCGCCGAAAUUCUCUAUGCAUCCUCAGGCUCGAGUAAGGACUAUGGCUACGCCACGUUUGAACUUGGGGGCGCCAUCACCAACGGGGGGCUCGGGGCCAAGUAUUCCUACACGGUGGAGCUUCGUGACACGGGCAGAUACGGGUUUACACUCCCCGAGAACCAGAUACAGCCCACCUACGAAGAGAUACACGCCGCCGUGCGAGUUAUCGGUGACCGUGUACUCAGCGAGCUUGGCUUGUAAAAGUGCUUGGGUUUUAAACUGAACCAUAGCUUUUGAUCAAGAAAUAAAACAUCUGACGUUAGUUAAUAUGAUUUUAUGAUUGAUUUUAUCAUUAAAGGCAGAUACACA
Messenger RNA from Strongylocentrotus purpuratus (purple sea urchin), 1551 nucleotides. RefSeq names its product carboxypeptidase B. NCBI's taxonomy places the organism in Eukaryota, Metazoa, Echinodermata, Echinoidea, Camarodonta, Strongylocentrotidae. Gene Ontology annotation, biological process: proteolysis. Gene Ontology annotation, molecular function: metallocarboxypeptidase activity; zinc ion binding. The transcript has 11 exons. The coding region runs from base 16 to 1443 and encodes 475 amino acids. The record is from RefSeq and is a predicted model, not a curated record.